AUGGGACAGGCAUCAUCAACGCAAAGGGAUCAACGACAAGAAAACGCCUCACGAAGCAUUUUACCUUCACGUCCGCAUAGUGAUGGCAAUAACGGAAUCUUAAACACUCAGGACAUGUCAGGACAACCGUUGGAUACUCACCUCCCGCACGGGGAGGCGGGUGAUGCACACAGACAUAGCAUUUUCAAUCUCGAGACAGACCCAACUCCCUCAUACUUGCCAGACGCGACGAAUAGUGACAACAUAACGUCAACAGACAUGGUCGGUUACCCACAAGAAAUGGAAUCAGUACAGCCAGGUACACGGAGCGCGGCAGUAUCACGGCUCAUAUCCCGGAGACAGUCUACCAUGUCGAGAUUAGGCUCUCGGAUCCUACCUAACUCAGUGAUACGAGGGCUACUAAGUAGCGAGGAGGAGACACCGGCAGAAGGCCAUGCUCAUCGGAACGGACGCUUCUCCAGAUCUCUAUCGCGAGCUGAAACGACUCACAGUGCCCGCUUCUCUCCUUUCAACUCCUUCGGGUCCCGGGGCAUCACUCGACGCCGCUCCAUACGUGGUCCCUAUCCACUUCCUCGAGGGGAUUCAGCACUCAAUCCAGAUUCUCCACCGAAUUCCACAUAUAUCAACUCGACCUUUGAUACAUUAUCGGGUUCUCACAGAGGGUGGCGUCGUAGCCCACGUCUGAACCGCGUGCGAAACUCCUUAUCAACUCCUAUCUCUCAUAUAUUCGGGCCUUCGCCUACGCUAGCAGAGUCAGAAGAGGCAAGAGUGCCACCUCAACGUCCUUCUCGCUCAAGCAUUCCAGAUGAUUUUGAUCAGUUGCUUCCUCCCAUAACUCCCAUGGAUACUACCAUGGGUUUUAAUGAGGCGACGGAGAUGGACUCGCUAGAGCCAAGUAUGGAAGCCUCCCCACCGAUCUCGCCUCGAUCUCGGAUGAACCACGGCCCAGGCCCGGUGAGACGUCUCCCAGGCAUUCUGCGUACAAGACCACCACGGCUACAAAGACCGCAAGACCAGACUUCUCUAUCUCGGGUUCUUCAACUAGCUGCUGCUGCUAUUGCAGCGCAACUUUCAGGUUCUGCUGUGCCUACCCUUCCUAAUAUUCAGUCUCUUGGUAACGAUGGAUUGGAUGCAUCGUUGGAAAAUCUUAUAUCAAGCUUGCAGCAAGCCACUUCCAAUCAGGGUAGUCCUUCAGGGGCUUCGGGCAGUCAAACCCCAUCUUCGGAUGGCAAUGUAACGCCAACCCCAGUCAAUUUUCUCCGUGUCUUCCGCUUUGCCAAUUCUGAAAAUCAAGGACGAUCAAAUGGUGAAACCAGAGAAAACAUGACACCUCGAGUACCAGAUCAGAUGGAUAUCGACGAUUCUGGUGAAGAAACAAACGAGGGUCGCACUGUCACUCUAGUUGUUGUUGGGGUCAGAUCAGUUCCUACCAACGGUCCAGUUGGUGGUAACCAACAAAACAAUAGCGGUAUGGGUUUGGAUGCGCUUCUCGGCUUACCUCUGAUGCCGUCAAACGCUAUGCCACGCGAUCGGGCCAGCACAGGUAGUCUUUUCCGUAACGCGGAUGGUUCGCCACGGCUACCGCCACCUCGACCUGUGAAUGGAGCUACGAACUCGUUCCUUCCAGGUCUGGACAACCAGGCGCGAACUUCCUUGUCAAAUUCAUCCCAGAGGAGAGCAGAUAUGAACCCGGCAGACGGGUCUACGUCUGUUCUACCAACAUCCCUAUCUGAAAGCCCUCCUGGACCAAAUCCACCCCCAUCAACUCCAGCGGAGCCUACGUUAUCUACAGUAUCAUCAGAAAAUUCGACUCCAAGCCGGCGGCCGUCUUCAGCUUCGGCUAUGUUUCCCAAUAUCCUCCCUCAAGUUCACGAAGAAUCCUCAGAACAGCCUGCAGUCGAGUCAGAAACCGCGGCCAACACGGCGGCCCCUGCUGGUGCCCGGCAACGUCGACGAAGUGACUCAGAAUUUGCUCGUCACCGCCAUCUAGGCUUGGGUGCAGCGAGACGCAAUGGGGUCGUCGAGCCAGACCAACCCUCGCCAUCUAUAGGUCGUACUUGGGUCAUAUAUGUUGUUGGCACCAACCUUUCUGAGAACCAUCCAGCCUUUGCAACCCCAAGUCUAUUCACUGAGAACCCCACCUACGAAGAUAUGAUCCUUCUCUCUUCACUCCUCGGACCAGCGAAGCCUCCCGUUGCCACAGAAGCAGAUGUUACUUCAGCUGGCGGUUUAUUCCGUUUGGUUGAGUAUGCCGGUGCAUUAGUAGCAGAAUCCUUGGAGGGUGAGGAAAGAAUUGGAAUUUCCGAGACUGAAAGAUGCCUGAUCUGCUUGAGCGAGUAUGAAGCUGCAGAUGAGGUUCGACAACUCUCUAAAUGCAAGCAUAUAUACCACAAAGAAUGCAUUGACCAGUGGCUCACCACUGGACGAAAUUCGUGCCCUCUCUGCCGGGGUCAAGGUGUGACUGAAUCUUCUGCUUCCAACAAUUCCAAUAACUUGCCAACUCAGGAGGCAUCCGCAUAA
Talaromyces proteolyticus is the source of this 2520-nucleotide messenger RNA. RefSeq lists its product as uncharacterized. Gene Ontology annotation, biological process: protein ubiquitination. NCBI's taxonomy places the organism in Eukaryota, Fungi, Ascomycota, Eurotiomycetes, Eurotiales, Trichocomaceae. Bases 1 to 2520 code for a protein of 839 amino acids. The record is from RefSeq and is a predicted model, not a curated record. The transcript has 3 exons. Gene Ontology annotation, molecular function: ubiquitin protein ligase activity.